This is a messenger RNA of Prunus mume (Japanese apricot), 1451 nucleotides long. RefSeq names its product homeobox-leucine zipper protein HAT22-like. Gene Ontology annotation, molecular function: DNA-binding transcription factor activity, RNA polymerase II-specific; sequence-specific DNA binding. Gene Ontology annotation, biological process: regulation of DNA-templated transcription. Lineage: Eukaryota; Viridiplantae; Streptophyta; Magnoliopsida; Rosales; Rosaceae. The record is from RefSeq and is a predicted model, not a curated record.
UUGGUCAACCUAUGAGGACAAAGUGGCAUGGGGUCGAUCGAAUUCUUAUAAUUCCACAAAACACCACAUUCCUCAUCUCACUCACUUCCCUUUGCUUAAAUAAACCCAGCCCCACAAGCCAACCCUCCCCAAAAGUAAAUUGAUUGAGCUAGUUGAGUUUUAAAUUUCUAGAGAGAGAUGAGUUUUGAUGAAGCUUGUAACACUGGCCUUGGUCUCAGCCUAGGCUGCCGUGACAGCGUAGAUCAUGACCAUACAAAUUUGCAGGCUCCUCCUGAUCAUCAUCAUCAUCAUCAUCAUCAUCAUCACCACCAAAACACGUACAGGAACAAGCAAAUACAGUUGAAAUAUGAUCACCUAUUGCCUUCUCUUACGCUAGGCCCAUCGGCUGCUUCAAAGAUUGAGGAGGCCGAGUCCACUGAUUUGCACCAGGCAGUAGCUGUACAGGAACAGGCCUCUUCUCCCUGCAGCGGCGCCUUUUCAUCGUUUUCUAACUCGUCAAGUUUCAAGAGGGACAGAGAGUUGGGAGGUGAAGAGAUAGAGGUAGAGGUAGAGGUAGAGGUAGAGGUAGAGGUAGAGGAAGAGAGAGUGGUGAAUAUCACUUCCUCAAGAGCAAGCGAGGAGUUAUAUGAACAAGAUCAUGAGGGCAGCCCCAGAAAGAAGCUCAGGCUUUCAAAAGAACAAUCUGCCACUUUGGAAGACAGUUUCAGAGAACACACCACCCUCAAUCCCAAGCAAAAGCAAGACCUGGCAAGAAAGCUAAAUCUACGGCCGCGACAAGUGGAAGUCUGGUUCCAAAACAGGAGGGCCAGGACCAAGUUGAAGCAAACUGAAGCGGAUUGUGAGUUGUUGAAAAAGUGUUGUGAGACGCUGAAAGAAGAGAACAGAAGGUUACACAAGGAGCUGCAAGAGGUCAAGUUAAUGAAACAAACGGCAACAGCAGCAGCACCACCCUUUUACAUGCAGUUUCCAACAGCCACUCUCACCAUGUGCCCUUCCUGUGAAAAAAUCUGCAACGGCGGUGACCACCAUAAUCAUCAUGGGUCGUCGACGAGUUCCUUUUUGAUUGGAUCGAAGCCUGCUCACUUGAUCUUCAACCCCUUUAGCACCCAUCCAUCUACAGCUUGCUAAAGUUCAAAUUAAUUUGUAUAGAGAUCAAUGAAAUUUAACUGUAGAGAGGUUGUCUAUAUCUCUCUCUUUAUUUACAAAUAUUUGUAAAUUUUUUACGAUUUAGUCGUAUGGUGAAGGAUCCUUGUCUUCUUGUUUCUUGUCCAAUGACAAAUCUAGCUAGUUAGGUUUACUUUAUUUUGUACGUAAUGCCAUGUUUAGGGUAUGGGAAGCUUGUCAAGUCCAUUUAAUUAAACCUGCUUGAUCAGCCUCUAUGAAUUUCAGCCAAGUUGGUGGACGUGAUUCGGACUGAGGUAUUGAAAAUCAAUUCGAUGAAUUUCUUGCAA